Aspergillus wentii DTO 134E9 is the source of this 2184-nucleotide messenger RNA. RefSeq lists its product as uncharacterized. Gene Ontology annotation, cellular component: transcription factor TFIIIC complex. The record is from RefSeq and is a predicted model, not a curated record. NCBI's taxonomy places the organism in Eukaryota, Fungi, Ascomycota, Eurotiomycetes, Eurotiales, Aspergillaceae. Gene Ontology annotation, molecular function: histone acetyltransferase activity. Gene Ontology annotation, biological process: transcription initiation at RNA polymerase III promoter. Bases 1 to 2184 code for a protein of 727 amino acids. The transcript is spliced from 4 exons.
AUGCCGGGUCCAAUUGAGCUACAGCUCUUUCCCUCUUGUCCCGACUGCCUAUCGUGGUCCGCAGAUGGCGAACUCGCGGUAGCUGCUGGAGAAUAUGUUCAUAUCAUAACCCCUAAGAACACAUCUGACGAGGGAGAUAUUGGCUCUACCCCUCAAGCAGCGACUGGGAACUGGAAUAUAACACGCUUUCGGGCAAAUGUUUUUACUCACAGAGAAUGGUCCACUAUAUACCCGCAAAAACGCGAUGACUUUUCAAUUGGAGCAGAACAGUCCAUGAGUACUGUAGUCGGCCUGGCCUGGUCACCACCGGGGCUUGCCAAACACAGAAGAUCAAUUCUUGCUGUGUUGACCUCCAAUCAAUUUUUAUCUUUCUAUGAAGCUGCUGGUCCCCAGGGAAGAUGGACACGGGUUGCUAUCGUCAAUGAGGCCUUGAAGACUCAUUUCCAGGCGUUCGUCCACGAGAAAAGUCAUCGUUUACGUAAAACCAAUAUACGUUCGUUCACAUGGUGUCCUCCUUUAAAGGUUCCUGUGGAAGAAACGGGCUCGCACCCAGCGUUCGGUCUUGAAGCUCGCUGGGGCAUUCAAUUGCUCACAGUCGUUAAUGAUGACAAUGAUGUGAUCUUCCUUCACACUCGAAGACCAAAAGCGGAACCAUCCUUCAAUCCUUUUGCAUUUAAUAUACUUACCCUCACUUCGCUGCAUGAUCUAGAAGGGAACUAUCCAGUGGUUCAACCAGGUUCCAUUUUUGCUUCGGCCCUUAAACCUCAGAUUCGGACCCUACAUGUUUCAUGUGGCCCAUGGCUUUUCCAGCAGAGAAAAGGCCAGGGUAAUGCUUGUCAUGUGACAGGUACUGCAGCUGCUGUAUACGGUUCCAAACUAAAGAUGGUCAAGCUGGAUAUAACUCUGACACCUAAUUCCGAGCCAGAGACUGGACUGAAAUACAAGUCAGUGGCCACUUCCAAAGAACAUCCUACAAUGCCUCUGGAAAAUACGGGUAAACAUCACCUCAUAGGCCCUACUCAAUGGAUUUACCAAGAUGGAUUCGAACAAGUUUAUGUUGUUGUGGGGAGCUUUGCUGGGUUUCUAGUAGCAUCGGCUCCAAUUGCUUCAUAUACUGGGAGUAAUGCAGGAAGUACCCGUAUUGAAGUACAGGAGCAUCCUAUGUAUGAUAGUGCCACCGGAGAUUCACAGGAUGGAGGCACAAAUCAUUGGGAACCUAUCAGUGCCAUGGCUGCGGCAUUCUGUGAAGAGCCAUCAAAGUCAGUCCCUCAGCUGCAUUUAGGUACAACUGGGGGAUACGGAGGGUAUAAAGAAUUUCCUUUCGUCCAAGACAAUCAUAGCCCGAUAUUUUCGCCACCAUGGAAACAGCAGUCCGAUGGCAUUCGCGACCAAUUUGAUAUUGAUCGCGAUCUUGGAGGCCUCGUGGUUGGAAGAGUCUGGGGGCUUGCAUAUAAUCGCGGCGUGAUUGCAGCUGCUCUGACUAUGCACCCCCGAGAUAUGGUUGAAUAUUGCACUGCAGCAGAAGAACGCACUUUUAUCGUUUUCUCCAGCUUGGGGACAGAGUCGCAGGAAGGGGAGGGGGGAGUAUCAGCUUUCCAACAAAAGACCCCGGAUCGCUCACCGGAUUUUUUACGUACGAAGCGUGAGGGAGUACUUGGGUACAUACUGCGCUCCGCACCUAUCUCAGGUGAUUCCCGUCUAUGGUGUCCGAGGGUGGUCUAUGCAGCGGCUUGUUGCGCCAUCGUGGAAUCUCAAAAUGAAGAGCUACUCUUGGAGUCACGGAGUGCAUUGAAAUGGCUGGUUACAGUCACCGGCGCUGACCUGAGUGAUGAGAUAUCAAAAUGCUCAACUUCUUCAAACACAGUCGAUCCAAAAUCCGCCGAACAGUUGAGUGGAGCAGGUGCUCAAAUAUUCGAAAAAUGCGACAUCUGUGAUGCCGGAAUUGCAUGGUACUCAACGCAGGAAUCCCAGUGUGCAUCAGGGCAUCUUUUCGUUCGGUGCAAUUUAUCCAUGCUAUCUAUUCAGGAGCCGGGGAUCUCAAAACUCUGUUCGAACUGCAAGACAGAGUACCUCAAUGAAGACCUUAUCGGUCCUUCACAGGGAACAGACCUCCAGCACACGUACCAAAUGCUUUCUGAUGUGUUUGAUACCUGCAUAUACUGCAACGGCAAGUUUAGUGCCUAG